This is a messenger RNA of Puccinia graminis f. sp. tritici CRL 75-36-700-3, 1316 nucleotides long. RefSeq lists its product as uncharacterized. The coding region runs from base 256 to 678 and encodes 140 amino acids. NCBI's taxonomy places the organism in Eukaryota, Fungi, Basidiomycota, Pucciniomycetes, Pucciniales, Pucciniaceae. The transcript has 5 exons. The record is from RefSeq and is a predicted model, not a curated record.
GUGGGAUCUCGUUGAUCGUGGGUUCUGACGCGGAACACGAUGGAAUCAGCUUUUCUUCUCUCCCAGAGUGGUAACGUCCUUUGAUCACACGCACAGUCGAUUCCCGCUCUAAUGGGGACCCUGGGGCUGUUGAAGGCCUGUGUACUAUGGUCUAAAACGCGAGGCACCUCCGAAUGGAUUAUGGACAACUCCACCGUCUACUCUAUAAAUAAGAGUGUUGAAUGACUUCUUGCUUGACCCUCGAACAUUUCCUAAAUGGCCGAGAACACGCAAACCGAUCCACUGACGAACACCACCAAACCGAACACAGAUGCAACGAUUACCAUAAGGAUCAUCAAAUCGUUUGAGUACCGAAACUCCAAAAACUUGGUACUCCAUCAUCUCAACUUGGAAACCAUCAAAACCGAUCAACUCUUGGCCCUUUGCCAGCAACAAAUAUCAUCGGCGCCUGGCUGGAAGAUGUUCCAAAACGUAGCACUCGAUACUUUCAAAUUGUAUAGCAAAGCACAUGGAGCCAAAACCACCAAUCUGAUCAUCAACUUGGACCACGAUGAAUGGAUCUUGGAAGACCGCUCGAAAUCCCUGUCAGAAUAUGGAUUAGAAAACGAAUCGGAAGUUAGCUUGUUCAAUCGUGCGGAUUACGAGGCUUUCAAGGCAAACCCCCAGCAAAAGUGGUAAUCUUUAUUUGUGUAAACAGUCCCCAACAUAGAUUCCUUUUUCCACAUCUUUUCGGAAACAACCUUGGUGGCUUCUUUUUUCAUUCCAGAUUUUCCUUCCUCGUCUUGAAGAGUUUGUACCUAGCUUCCUUACCCUUUUUUCAGAGGUUGAUAUCUUGACUACGUCCGAAAAAAAAAUACAAUUAUGAGACAAGCAGUUCAAGCGAUACUACCAAGAUUCAUCAAUCUGUCUUCCAUGUGCUGUCUCAUUUCCCUUGAUUUGUCUCUUGAUUUGAAGUGCCGAACCCAGCCUGAUGGGAAUGUUGGUUUGGGUAGCUUGGGAUAUUCCUUCCCUCUCAAUUUCGCAAUGGGCCAUUAUCCCGUCCUUCAUUUCAUAAUAUUGACACUACUGGGUUUUCACCACCCGUCAAUCUACUUAUGCCAUCUUGCAUCUUAGAAUGCCAUCCUUCAUUUUAUCAGGUUGCCCUCCAUUUGCCUCUAGGAAAACAACUUGAUGUUCUACUUCUAGCGCAUCAUGCUCGGAACUCUGUGCUAAUAUACACUGCUUGCUUCGAUCCAGAACCUUGGGUUAUUGUAUUGCACAGUACUCCUUUCAAGGGUACGAAUUGGUUGCUAUGUAGACAAGCUUAUGGCAUUUUG